Saprolegnia diclina VS20 is the source of this 596-nucleotide messenger RNA. RefSeq lists its product as hypothetical. NCBI's taxonomy places the organism in Eukaryota, Oomycota, Saprolegniomycetes, Saprolegniales, Saprolegniaceae. The record is from RefSeq and is a predicted model, not a curated record. Gene Ontology annotation, molecular function: protein binding. The coding region runs from base 18 to 596 and encodes 192 amino acids. The transcript has 4 exons.
AAGGGCAGACGCCGCUCAUGGUCGCUUGCUUGGCCGCUGCGGACGCUGUGAUCAACCUGCUGCUGGACCACCCGCGUCUCAAUGUCAGCGUGUCUGGCAAUGAGCACUCUGGUCCGCUGCAGUUCGUAGUGCAUUGGACUGCAAACAAAGUCGCCAUGCGGCUGGUGCAGCACCCGACCACCGUCGUCGACGGUCGAGACGAGGCAGGCUUUUCAGCGUGGCUCCGGGCCGUCAAUGACCAGAACAUACCACUUCUCAAAGCCCUCGCUGCCGGUGUCGACGUCAACUUGGCGCUGGUGGUGCCCGACCGAGCGUACGACUUCGAUCCUAUGUUGGCGUGGAUGCAGACGAUACAUCCCGACUCGUUCGAGGCCGACGACCUCCGCUACAUGAACCCCAAGAUCCAGUGGGUAGCCUCCACGAACCGUCACGAGUGCACCGAUGCGACCGUCGCCAGCUGCAAGGGAGGCAAGACUGCGCUCAUGGUCGCGUGUCUCUACAGCAACGAAGCGAUGGUCGAGUGUCUGCUGUCGCAGCCCACGAUCGACCUCAACGCGGUCGACGAUGUACGAUAUCGUCAUCUGUUUCCAUGUUGA